Molecule: messenger RNA, 1725 nt
Organism: Ixodes scapularis (black-legged tick)
Lineage: Eukaryota; Metazoa; Arthropoda; Arachnida; Ixodida; Ixodidae
Product: arylsulfatase B-like
Exons: 9
Coding region: 1-1608 (535 amino acids)
Source: RefSeq, a predicted model, not a curated record
AUGUCUCUUAUCCUGGCUUUGCAAACGGUCGGAUUCUCCGAGCCAAGUCAAGUUCCUCCAAAUAUAGUGUUCAUCCUGGCGGAUGAUCUGGGCUGGGCGGACGUCAGCUUUCGCGGAGAUCCACAGAUACCGACUCCGAACCUGGACGUCCUCGCCUCGCAGGGCAUCAUCCUCAACAACUACUACGUGCAGUCCCUCUGCACUCCCUCAAGGGGGGCUCUGAUGUCGGGCCUAUACCCCAUUCACACAGGUUUACAACAUUACGCCCCUGCACCGGGCGAGCCUUGGGGGUUGACGACCAACUUAACCAUCUUGCCUGAGCACCUGAAGAACCUAGGAUACUCCACUCACAUGAUUGGAAAGUGGCAUCUGGGUUACUACAAAGAAAGUUACACGCCGACCCGAAGAGGUUUCGAUUCGUUCUAUGGCUUCCUCGGCGGUGGCGAAGACUACUAUGACCACACAGUAUUCUGGGCAAGCACGUGCUUCAGAACGAUGACGCCCGGCCUGGACUUCUGGGAGGACACGACCCCAGUGAGAAAUGAGGCGCACCAUUAUUCGACCGAUUUAUUCACCGAAAAAGCCCUGUCUCUUAUCAAGGAUCAUGAUCAAGCAAAGCCAAUGUUCCUGUACUUCAGUCAUCAGGCAGUUCACUGUGGAGACUACAAGGUUAAACUAGAAGCACCUGCCUCGGCUGUCGCACAUUUUCCCUACAUUAAGAGCCAGAACAGAUCAAUACAUGCAGGCGCAGUGUACGAGCUGGAUAAAUCCGUUGGACUGGUCAUGGAAGCGAUGAACAAGAAGGGCAUGCUGAAGAACAGCAUCAUCGUCUUCAGCACGGAUAAUGGAGGUCUUCCGUGGGGCAAGGAGCCCAACAGCGGCUACAACUGGCCUCUGAGGGGCGCCAAGUUCACGCUCUGGGAAGGGGGCGUCAGAGGAGCCGCCUUCGUCUGGAGUCCUCUGCUGUCCAAGUCUGGACGUCUGUCCAACCAGUUGAUGCACAUCACCGACUGGUUGCCAACUCUCUAUUCAGCAGCCGGAGGAAACCUGUCAACGCUUAGCGAGAUUGACGGCAAGGACACGUGGAAGGCCCUAUCUGAAGACCUGGAAUCUCCUCGGCAAGAGGUCCUCAUUAACAUUGAUCCGACGGACAACAUCUCGGCGCUGAUUGUUGGGCGGCGUAAGAUAGUUCUGGGAUCGUACAACGAAGGAAUGUACGACCUCCGCAUGAAGGCCCCUGGAGGCUCUCGUACCGUGGAUGGUCUUGACCAAAUGAUGCUAUCGUCUCGAACCGGAAAAGUGCUCAAAGAUUUCUACAACGUCCGUCAACUCACAGUUAGGCCUAACUGGCGCAACGAAACCGUCGUGAGAUGCGACCAGUACGCCCCCCGCGACAACUUCGUAGCUGCCAGCCCUCCGUACUACUUUGACCUUGAACACGAUCCUUGCGAGCUGAACAACUUGGCGGCUUCCAACAUGACGGAACUGAAGGAGCUCAUCAUGAAGAUUGAUGAGUAUGCCAAGAGUAUGGUGCCGCCUGCAAACAAACCGUUAGAUCCCAGGGGACUGCCACGAUACAACCACGGCUUGUGGGGCCCGUGGAAAUGACAACUUUCAAAAGAACACCGAAUAAUUGCAAUAGUAUUAACGUUUGGAAACAAAACACUCGAAAAUGUUAUCUGUCAAAAAAUAAAAAAUAAAAUACCUCAAAUAGGAAUAAUAAAC